AUCCCUUGUCAUGUGACCAAGCUGUCCGCCAUACUACUAAAUUGGGAAUCUCCCUGGAAAAUUUUCACAGGGUCGAUUUUAGAAAAUUUGGACCGAGGAAGGCUUCCAUGGAAGAAAAAAGAAGCUCCGGCAGAUCCAAGCGGAUAAGAACAGCAGAAGAAGAGGGCUGGGACUGCAGCGUGUGUACCUACAGAAACUCUCCAGAAGCCUUUAAAUGUGAUAUGUGCGAUGUACGGAAGGGGACAUCCACCAGGAAACCCAGAAUAAACCCUCAAUUGGUUACGCAGCAGUUGGCGCAACAGUUUGCACCGCCUCCUCCCCCGAAGAAAGACAAAAAAGAGCUCGGCGGCAGAAAGAAAGAGCAUGGUGUGAAUGGACUGAAAAAGCUCCCACGACUGAAGAAUAUUGAUCGCAGCAGUGCUACGCACAUGGAAGUAACAGUAGGCGCAGUAACAGUAAUCAUCACAGACUACAAACCAAAAGAAAGGAAUCUCUCUUCAGAAACAAACAAUAACAGUAACAAUAAUAACAAAAACAAGUUCGGCAACAGUGACGGGAAUAGCACAUCUAAUAACAGUAGCGAUGCAGAGGACAGCAAUGACUCUGUGGAUACAAUAGAAUAUGACCAAGAGGACAUAGCGGAGGAAGCAUAAAUUGUCUGGACUGUUUUAGUUAGCUACAGUGUGAUUGAUUCAUCUGGGGAAUUCAGGGAAGGUUGGAUAAACGUCAACUCUUGGCUACAAUCACAGACAACACACACAGUUGGGGCCAUGUUGACCUGUCAGUUGGACCAUUGUUGACCUGUCAGUUAGGCCAAUGUUGACCUGUCAUUUGGGCCAAUGUUGAUUUGUCAUUUGGGCCAGUGUUGUCCUGUCACUUGGGUCAAUGUUGGCCUGUCACUUUGGCCAGUGUUGACUUGUCACUCAGGCCAAUGUUGACCUGUCACUUUGAUGAGCUGUCUUCUGGGUCAGUGUUAUAUGAGAUUUAGCCAAUGUUGUGCUAAUGUGACCAGUGGACUUGAUCCAGGUUGGGUUUCUGAUUAUCUGACAACUGGGUACAUUUUGGAAUGAAUGAGAUCCAUGUCUUAAGCCAAGGCUGGGCCAAUGUUGACAGGCUGACUGGGCAAUGUUGGGUCAAAGUUGACUUGUCAGCUUGCCUGUUGGAUGGGCAAUGUUGACCUGUUGGAUGGGCAAUGUUGGGCCAAAGUUGACUUGUCAGCUUGCCCAAGAUGGGCUGAUGUUGACCUGCUGACUGGGCAUUGUUGGGUCAAAGUUGACUUGUCAGCUUGCCCAAGAUGGGCUGAUGUUGACCUGCUGACUAGGCAAUGUUGGGCCAAAGUUCACUUGUCAGCUUGCCCAACAUGGGCUGAUGUUGACCUGCUGACUGGGCAAUGUUGGGCCAAAGUUCACUUGUCAGCUUGCCCAACAUGGGCUGAUGUUGACCUGAAGGCUGGUCCCAUAGUAGGUCAAGGUUCUUCUGUGUUGAGUCAAUUUUAGGAGCUAUUUGCAUUAAUUUGGAUAAUAUGAUAAGGAAGAUGUGUGGAAAAAGUAUAUUCAUUUUGAUCUUGACUAGAAUUUUUUGUGUCCAUUUCUUAAAGCUCACUUUCAUAAAUAUGGUAUGAUUUCAGUGGAUAAUGAUAAUUCUGUCAUUUAAUGUCAUCAUCCAAGAUCAUGUGAUGUAGCUUGCACAGUUCCCAGUAUUUCCUAGAACAAAAUUCAGUUUAUUUAAAAAAAUUAUGUCGAUUUUUAAAUUUCACAAGCACGGCAUUCAGGUCAAUUAUGAUUUAGACUCUUCUCUUUAAGAUCAAAUAUUACCAGGAUACAUUUCAUAAAGAUUUGAAUAAUAUUAUAAUAUAUAUGUUAAUGUAUAUAAACACUUUAAUAUAAUUAUGAAGUAAUAUAAGUUUAAAUACAUGGUGAUGAGAGAUGCGCUAAAGAACGUGUGAGGCACCUGUUAUAUAGCACAAUAUUCUGUGUGUGCUGUAUACUAUAUGGGAGUCUUCAGCAUCCUCCACUGAUCAAUCCCAUUGUGAUAAGUUUAUAUUGAGAAAUCCAUAGCAGCAUUGUCAAAGUUUCCCAAGGUCGAAAUGAUACUGACAGGUGCUUUGAAAUGGAGUUAGAGCUAUCACUAUCACCCCAUUCUCAUAGAUUAGAUCGACCUACAUUGGAUCGACCUAACUCCCUGGGGGUUCACGCUAAAUAGCUGU
Molecule: messenger RNA, 2206 nt
Organism: Lingula anatina
Lineage: Eukaryota; Metazoa; Brachiopoda; Lingulata; Lingulida; Lingulidae
Product: YY1-associated factor 2
Biological process (GO): positive regulation of DNA-templated transcription
Cellular component (GO): nucleus
Molecular function (GO): transcription coregulator activity; DNA binding
Source: RefSeq, a predicted model, not a curated record